UUUGUUAUUUCACUUUUAACACUACUGAAAAAAUGAAAUUGCUUUGAUCAAAACCUAGAAGAAAUCACCCAAAAUCAUCAAUUUAAAUUCAACACAAAAUUAACCACCGAUGGCAACUUUACCAAGUUGUAUGUAUUGGACAUUUACAAAUUCUGGUCUGUUAAUACAAGAUUGGUUAUUGAAACCAGUUCGACCAAUUAAUUUAAAUGAAGCAAUUAAUCAGUUGUACUUUACAUCAGUGAUUCAUUCUAAAGAUUAUCAACUGACAAAUUCCAUGGAAGGAGGAUUCAAUGAACACAACACCACAGAUUAUCACAAUAAUCAUAAUCACAAUAAUAAUAAUAGAACACAACAAAUUUUACAAAUUAUCUUUUAUUUCAGUUUACCAUUAUUACCAGCUGCUACAAUUCUAUUCGCUAUUGUCAAUAUCUUCAUUGAAUCAAAACAUUAUACAUGUCCAAAGUAUAGAUUAUUUCCACGUCCUUAUAUACAACGUUUAUCACAAUAUUUAAUUGUAUUCUAUGUAUUAACUGGUAUAAAUGCUUCAUUAAUAUGGUUAGUCACAUUACCACGUUAUAUACCAAUGUCAACGGGACAUUAUACAACAACAUUAUUGAAUGAAAUCAACAUGAAUGCAACACUUUCUACUCAUAUGGAUAUAUCAUCACAGUACUAUAAUCAUACACCGAAAUUUAUUACACAAUUGCCAGCGAUGUUAACUAUGCAAAUUGUGUUACGUUUAACAUUAUGUUGGUUAACUAUUGGUUUAAUGAUUGAUCGUAUACAUAUACUGAGUGAAUUACAUGUGAAUCCAUUUAAAAAAUCAUUUGGAUAUUAUAUUAAUUAUUUAUUUACAAUAGUAAAAGAGAAUUUCAAUGAAAAUCAUUGUUUAAACACUCUAGAUAAUACGAGUAAUAACAAAUUAUUGAACUCCGACAAUAAUACCCAACCGAAUUCAAUGUUUCAAUGCCUAUUGAAAUUUGGCGCCAAAUUAUGUUCAAUACAACAAAAAUGUUCAAUUUGUAAACAAAUCAAUUAUAAUUGGACAGAAGAAUAUGCCUGUUUUAUGUGUGCACCAAAUUAUUUAUAUCCUAAAAAUUUAUGUACUACUACUACUACUACUACUAAUCCAUUGAAGAAUGCCAAACAACAACAAUCAGAUGAAAAUUUCUAUUUGAUGAUGCAACAUGAGAAGGUGAAGAGGAAGACAAAGAAUAAAUUCACAAAUUACACUUCAAUUGGACGAUUAAUUUUAAUGACAAGUGCAUUAAUUACAUGUUCCUUAGCAAUUUGUUUACCACAAGUAUGGUCAUAUCAGCUGAUUGGAAUUAAUUUAAAAAUUAAAUUAUUUAAUAAUAAUAUACAUACUACUACUACUAGUAGUAGUAGUACUAGUACUAGUACUCAACAAAUGACACAUGAAAAACUUUAUCCAGCAUGGCGUCUACUAAAUAAAACUGGUCAAACUCUAUAUGAAUAUUGUUUUGCAGCGAUUAGUUUUGUUAUACCAUGUUGUACAAUGAUUGUAUGUUUGCUGUUAUUAGUAAUACGUUUAUUAAAAAUGAAAUGUGAAUUAAAACAUAUUAUUAUUUGGCAUCAUUUACGAUGGAAUAAAUCUGAUAUGAAAUAUUUUAAAUUAUAUGUAAAUAUUGUGAAAUAUUGCCUGAUGUAUUUACUACAAGACUGUGUAUUGAUUUUAAUUUUGGGUACAAUUCAAUUGUGUUGUUCCAUACCACAUUUAAUGACGAAUUCAAUUAAUCGUUUAGAAUGUUUAUUGAUUAAUAAUUAUUCCGGAAAAACACCAGUCGCAACUUCAUCGACAUCAUCAUCGACAUCGUCAGCGUCAUCGUUGACAUCAUCAGCGGAGCUAUUUUGGCCAACACGUCAAAAUUGGUUAUUGAUUGAAUUAAAUUAUUUAUUUGGGGAUUUUUUAACACAACUGAUUAUUCUGUCGGUACGUUUAUGUGAAACAAAUCAUUUGUUGACAAGAAAUGAAUCAUUUGAAACUGGUGAACAUCAUUGGUUAAAGUUAAUUAGUAUGAAUAAGCAAAAUUAUCAUAUUGUUAAAUGUCAACAUAUGCACAAUGUGAAUGAAAGUCAAAUCAAUGAACAUUUAAUUCAUUGUGAACGAAGCAAUCAACCAGGACACAAUGAUGAAGAUGGAGAUAGUGAUGCUCAUGAUGCUGAUGUUGAUGGUGUAGAUGUUGAUGGUGUCGAUGACAACAGUAAUCAUGAUCCGAACAAUAUGGAUGUUGACAAUGGCGAUAGAAAAAAACUAUACGCCUAUCCAAUAAAAACACCAACUGACAGUGGACAAACAAGUAAAAAUAUCUCACCAUUACCUAUUUCUCAUACAAUCUCUGAUGUGUUAUUAUCACCAAAGUUUCGAUUGAAACAAACUAGUUAUAGAUUGAAUCAACAGCAUAAAACACAUCGUUCUACACCAUCUGCAUUACCGUCGCCAUUGUUACAACGUAUACCGGAAAUGAUAAAUUAUGAUCCUUUGAAUUCUCAUCAACAACAUCCUCAACCGCAUCAACAGUGUAACAGUAACCUAAUGAAAUAUUCCAUCAAUUCAUAUGUAGAACCAAAAACAAGCAUGGCUAGUUUAACAUAUUCACCAAGAUCACGUCAUCCAUGUCGAUUACAACAUAAAAAGUUACCAGUAACUGGUAAUAAUACAAGUCUACAUUUGUCUAAUCUACCCAUAUCAAUCCAAUCGACAUCAAAAUUAAUGACAACACCAACUAUGCAAUCGAUUCGUACUGAACGAAAUUCACAACUAAGGAAUAAUAAUUCACCGCCUCCAUUACCUCCACCACCGAAACAUUUAGUCUACAUGCUUGGCGGUGAUUCAUCCAUUUAUUCUACACCACAUGGAUCACCACAACAAGAACAUACACGUCAAUUGAUGAUAUUUAAUAAUAGUAACAAUAAUACUACUGUCAAUAAUAUAAGUAAUAUUUCAGUAGAUUAUUACUCACCAGAUUUAUUACAUAUAAGUAAUAAUAUGUCAAAACAUGGUAGUCCAACCAAUGGAAGUUUUCGACAAACUGAUUCCGGUGUUACUAAUAUGGGUGGUUCAUUGAUUGACAGUGAACAUUAUGAACCAAAUACAAUGAUAAUGUAA
Schistosoma turkestanicum is the source of this 3130-nucleotide messenger RNA. NCBI's taxonomy places the organism in Eukaryota, Metazoa, Platyhelminthes, Trematoda, Strigeidida, Schistosomatidae. The record is from the annotation of a GenBank genome assembly.